This is a messenger RNA of Candida dubliniensis CD36, 2850 nucleotides long. It is a transcript of the gene STV1, whose product is annotated as Stv1p. Gene Ontology annotation, biological process: proton transmembrane transport; vacuolar acidification. The record is from RefSeq and is a predicted model, not a curated record. NCBI's taxonomy places the organism in Eukaryota, Fungi, Ascomycota, Pichiomycetes, Serinales, Debaryomycetaceae. Gene Ontology annotation, molecular function: ATPase binding; proton-transporting ATPase activity, rotational mechanism. Gene Ontology annotation, cellular component: fungal-type vacuole membrane; vacuolar proton-transporting V-type ATPase complex; vacuolar proton-transporting V-type ATPase, V0 domain. The coding region runs from base 1 to 2850 and encodes 949 amino acids. The transcript has a single exon.
AUGGCUCCUAUAAGACUUUCUGAAACUAACGGAUUAUCUUUGAACAGCGAAUCGAAUGAGGCCAUAUUCCGAUCGGCGCCAAUGACACUAGUUCAAUUUUAUGUCACAAUUGAAUUGGCAAGAGAUAUGGUUGGAGUAUUAGGGAAAUUGGGUAAUGUCCAAUUCAGGGAUCUAAAUUCAAAGUUGACUCCUUUCCAAAGAACAUUUAUUACUGAAUUAAGAUCAAUUGAUGGGUUAGUUUCUCAAUUGGAGUUUCUUCAUUCGAUUAUGAUCAAACAGAAUACCAUAAAGAGUGAUAUUUAUGUCAAUUUACAUGCAGAUAUGAAGCCCUUGCCCACUACAUCCGAGAUUGACGAUAUCAAAACUCGAUUGAAUGAAUUUUAUGAAAGAAUUAAACACCUAGAUCAAUCAUACAACAACCUAGAUCGUAAGAGGCUAAAAUUUAUUGAAAAUAGAUGUGUGUUGAAUAGUUUGAAUGAUUUCCAUAGAUCGAACUUGGUAGGAGGUUACGAUGACCAACAUACAGAAGAAGAAGGAGAUGUUGAUGAUAAUGCAGCACUUUUAAAUGAACAAAGGAAUCAUAGUUUAGAGAUUGGAUAUGAGGUUCAUAAUUUGGAUGAUAUUUCGUUCAAUUCUUUAGCAGGAACAAUUGCUCGAGACAAAGUGCCAAUUUUAAGAAACAUAUUAUGGAGAGUUUUACGUGGAAAUUUGUAUUUCCAUGAUAUACCUCUUGAUGAAGAAUUCCCUACUACAGAGUCAUCAAUGGAAUUAGUUUAUAAAAAUGUUUUCAUUAUCUUUAUUCACGGUGAGUUUUUGCGAACUCGAGUGCGUAAGAUUAUCCAAUCUUUAGAUGGAAUAUUAUUUGAUAAUGCCACUGGGGGAUCAGAGGCUCGAAAUGAGACAUUGACAGAAAUAAAUGGUAAGAUUGAAGAUUUAAGCAAUGUUGUACAGACCACCAAAGAUCAAUUGGUGACGGAAUUGAUGAUAUUUCAGGAGCUCUACCCAGAUUAUUGUUAUAUUGUACAACGUGAAAAGCUUAUUUAUGAGACGUUGAAUAAAUUUGAUGAAGAUAGUACUAGAAGAUGUUUAGUUGGAGAAGGGUGGAUACCCACUAGUGAUUUUGAUAAAAUACGAUUAGCAUUGAGAAAUUUGAUCAGGCAAAAGACGAGACGAGAUGGGAGUGGUAACAGUGACAGAGAUUCAAACGAGAGUGUCAACAUCUCUGAAUCUAUAGCAACGGAAGCAUCGUUAUUUGCUAUUGAUGAUAGUGAUCACGAAUUGACUGGGUUCGAAAUUGAAGAAGAAGAAGAAGUAGGGUCUUUAAUUGCGGUGGUUAAUGAACUUGCUACGAAUCGAACUCCUCCAACAUUUCACAAGACAAAUAAGUUUACCGCAGCAUUUCAACUGAUCAUUGAUGCCUAUGGGAUUGCCACUUAUCAGGAAGUGAAUCCUGGUCUUGCCACAAUUAUUACUUUUCCAUUUAUGUUUUCCAUAAUGUUUGGUGAUCUUGGGCAUGGGUUCAUUGUAUUUUUAAUGGCAUUAUAUUUGAUCAAAAAUGAAGUGCGGUUUGGAGCUAUGCGGGAUCGAGAUGAAAUAUUUGAUAUGGCUUUUAGUGGAAGAUAUAUCAUAUUAUUGAUGGGGGUGUUUUCCAUGUAUACUGGGUUGAUUUAUAAUGAUGUUUUUUCCAAAUCAAUGGCGAUUUUUUCCUCCGGCUGGAAAUAUGUAAUUCCCGAGAAUUAUGAUUCCAAGAAGGGUGCCACAUUGGUUGCCGAGAGAAUUACUGGUAAGGUUUAUCCAUUUGGAUUGGACUGGGCUUGGCAUGGUACUGAAAAUAAUCUUUUAUUCACCAAUUCGUACAAAAUGAAAUUAUCAGUCUUGAUGGGGUACACCCAUAUGAAUUAUUCGUUGAUGUUUAGUUUGGUCAAUUACUUAUUCUUCAAAAGUCGAGUAGACAUUAUUGGUAACUUCAUUCCUGGGUUUUUGUUUAUGCAAAGUAUAUUUGGAUAUUUGGCAUUGACAAUUGUUUAUAAAUGGUCAGUUGAUUGGUUUGGAAGUAAUAGACAGCCACCUGGUUUGUUGAACAUGUUAAUCAAUAUGUUUUUGUCGCCUGGCACUAUUGAAGAGCCGUUGUAUGCUGGACAAAAGUAUAUUCAAGUGUUUUUGGUAUUAGUGGCAGCAGUUUGUGUGCCUUGGUUGUUGAUUUACAAGCCGUUGGUGUUGAAGAAACAGAACGAUCGAGCUAUACAAUUAGGGUAUAGCGAUUUACGUUCCCAACGUCAGCAUUCUUUGCAACUACACGAAGAAGAACGAGCUCUUGCGAUGCACGAUCAAGAAUUGAAUCAUGACGCUCCAGAUGAUUCGUUUGAAUUGUUAGGUGGCAGUGACGAGGAAGAACAAGAGUUUAGAUUCCCUAACGAUGUUGAGCCAAUGUUCCCCUCUGCUGGUGGUGGUGGUCAUGGUGGCGGUGAUGAUGAAGAGGGGUUUAAUUUCGGGGAUAUUGUUAUUCACCAAGUGAUUCAUACAAUUGAGUUUUGUUUGAACUGUGUUAGUCAUACUGCCUCGUAUUUAAGAUUAUGGGCUCUUUCUUUGGCUCACGCACAAUUAUCGACCGUAUUGUGGUCAAUGACUAUACAGAAUGCGUUUGGCAAGACCGGAACUGUAGGUGUAAUCAUGACAGUGGUGUUAUUUGCUAUGUGGUUCCUGUUGACGGUGUGUAUAUUGGUCUUUAUGGAAGGUACAUCAGCCAUGCUUCAUUCAUUAAGAUUGCAUUGGGUUGAAGCAAUGUCAAAGUUUUUCCAAGGUGAAGGCUAUGCCUACGAACCAUUUACAUUUAAAUCUAUAGAUAUAUAA